Molecule: messenger RNA, 2046 nt
Organism: Empidonax traillii (willow flycatcher)
Lineage: Eukaryota; Metazoa; Chordata; Aves; Passeriformes; Tyrannidae
Gene: EGFL6
Product: EGF like domain multiple 6
Exons: 12
Coding region: 12-1640 (542 amino acids)
Cellular component (GO): membrane
Molecular function (GO): calcium ion binding
Source: RefSeq, a predicted model, not a curated record
GCGCCCCGGCGAUGGUACCGGUGGCCGGGAGAGCCCUGCUCGCCGCCCUGCUCGCCGCCGGGCUGGCCGCCGCGGGCAGCUUGAGAGCUCGUGGGCAGCUGGUGGCUGUGAGCCAGCCUGGGGUGUGUCGCUAUGGUUCCAGGUUGGAUUGCUGUUAUGGCUGGAAAAAGAACAAGGGCCACUGUGAAGCUACCUGUGGACACGGUUGCAAGUAUGGCGAGUGCAUGGGACCAAACAAAUGCAAAUGUUUUCCUGGAUUUACAGGGAAAACCUGUAAUCAAGAUCUGAAUGAAUGUGGACUGAAGCCACGUCCCUGUGAGCACAGAUGUAUGAAUACACAUGGCAGCUACAAGUGCUAUUGUCUCAACGGGUACAUGCUUCUGCCAGAUGGCACAUGUGCAAGUUCUAGGACAUGUGCCAUGGUGAAUUGUCAAUAUGGAUGUGAAGAAGUCAAAGGGGAGGUGCAGUGUCUCUGUCCAUCAGGUGGCCUUCAGCUGGGACCAAAUGGAAGGACAUGCAUUGACAUUGAUGAAUGCUCCACUGGCAAAGCUCUCUGCUCUUACAACCGCAGAUGCGUCAACACCUUUGGAAGCUACUACUGCAAGUGCCAGCUUGGUUAUGAACUGAAAUACAUCAGUGGCCAUUAUGACUGUGUAGAUGUGAAUGAAUGUGUGACAAAUACACACAGCUGUAACCUCCAUGCAGAGUGCCUCAACACCGAGGGAUCCUUCAAGUGCAAAUGUAAACAGGGCUACCGAGGGACUGGAUUUGAUUGUGCUGUUAUCCCUGAAAAGUCAGUGAAGGAAAUUGCAAGAAUCCCUGGAACAGCUAAAGACACAAUUAAGAAACUUCUUGCACAUAAAAAUAGUGUGAAAAAGCAUGACACGAUCAAGAAUGUGAUCCCAGAGGCAGCGGUGACAUCGCCUUCUAAGACCCACUUGCAGUUAUUGGACUAUGAAGGUGGUAUUGAGCUUGGUGGGAGCUACAGUGAGGAAGAGAAAGAAAUUGAAGCUACUACAGAAGAGGAGGCAGAAGAGUCAGAUGAAGAGGCGAAGGAAGACUUUGAGAAUCAAAUUGAUGAUGAGCAAAGCCUUAGAGGAGAUGUCUUUUUUCCCAAGGUGAAAGAAGCAGCUGCCUUUGGCCCUCACCUGGCACAUAGGAAAGUUCCAGUGUCAAGACCAGAGCAAGAAGUUGAUUGCAGCUUCAGUCGAGGAGUCUGUGACUGGAAACAAGAUACUGAUGAUGACUUUGACUGGAAUCCUGCUGAUCGUGACAGAGGUGAUGGGUACUACAUGGCAGUUCCAGCUUUUGUGGGACAUAAGAAGGAUAUGGGGCGUCUAAAACUUCUUCUCACUGACCUGAAACCAAAAAGCAGCUACUGCUUGAUUUUCAGUUAUCGGCUUGCUGGUGAGAAAGUGGGGAAACUUCGAGUGUUCCUGGCAAACAAAAAAACUGCCCCUGUCUGGGAGCAGAACACAGGAAAAGAUGAAAGGUGGAGAACUGGAAAAAUAGAGAUAUUUCAGGGAGCUGAGACAACUAACAAUGUCACUUUUGAAUCAGAACGUGGGAAGGGAAAAACUGGAGAAAUUGGAGUGGACAAUGUUAUACUAAUUUCUGGUCUAUGCCCAGAAGAUACCUGAUAAUGGACAUUUCAUUAUAGUGAAGUUAAUCUUAUUUUUCAUAUUUGCCUUAUUAGUAGUGUAUUUUUGUAUCCUUUUCUUUACAGAAAAGCAAACCAAAACCAUAAAACUUUGCCUUGAACUUAAUGCAACGAUGCAAAUGGAAAAAUGCAAGGUGCAGAGUACACUUUUUUAUGAGUUAUUCUAAUUAUAAUACAUGCUUUGAGUGUAAUACUACUGUAUUUUAUAAUUCAAGGUCAGGGUUUCUAAAGUAUUAUUUGUCUAACUUUUUUACAAAUUCUACAUGCUUUUAUUUCUAAAGUUCUUCUCAAGGCUACACUUAGGCCUUCUAUUUCACAAGAACAUAAAGCAGUAUUUAAGAGGACGCUGCUACUUCUGGUGACAUAAUUUUAUCUUCUUACUUAGU